AUGGUUGCGACAAGACGAAGCCAGCGGGCACAGGUACCGGUACGAGCAUCGGCACAGGUACCGGCGCAAGUCCCGGACCCAGGCGCCUUGCCGGCCCGGUCCAAGCCCAUGCCCAUGCCCGAGUCCAUUCCCCAAUCCAACGCUGCCGCUACUAGCAAGACCAAUACGCUGAGCGGGUUUCUAGAAAAGAUGCCGAUAGAGAUCCUCGCCAUGAUCCUCGAUUGCGUCGCGGACAAGAGGACCCUCAUCAAGCUGUGCAGGACGUCCAAGUUCUUGUACGAGCUCUUGAUGCCGCGGGUCCACCGCCGCGUCAUCGUGUCGGCGAUGCACUACGCGCAGAUCAAGGCCAUGAUCCAGACCGUCGAGCCGUACCUUUCCAUCAGGCAGAGAAGGGAACUCAGGGCGCAGAAAGCGUACGCCGGCCAGCAGGAGCGAUAUCCCACUGGGCAGGACGAGGACAAGAUCCCGGACGGGGCGCGGUUUGUGCGGGAGCUCGUUGUCGGGCAAAGCAACCCUGGCAAGAAGCACGACGUGUUUGUGCACCGCUACGUUGAGGAGUUCGUCAAGAACAUGACCGCCGUGGAGGUGCUGGAGAUUGAGAUGCUUCCAGGAUCAGUACCUGACUCGAGGUGCCACCCGGCCUUGAGACGCCCGACACCAGAUAAGCGCAGCUUCCUCCCCGAAUCGCUGCCAAUGUGGGACAAUCUCAAGUCCCUCAGCAUCAACGUGCGAGAUUUCCAAGGCGACGCGGCCGCAUGCGUCCAGAAUGUGCACAACCUGCAGCACCUGUACAUCAAGGACGCCCGGUACGCGCACGAUAGCCCCGAGGUCGUCCGUGCUCUCCUCCGCAACUCUGCCGCCACGCUCAAGACCCUCCGGUUGCGAUGCGCAGGGCUCAACAUCCAAUCGCGGCCGCUCUUUGACGCGGCCCCCGACGGCGACGGUCGCGUCCAGCGGUACGCCGCCCUACAGGGCAUCGACUUCUUCAACUUCUGGAACGCAGAGGAGAGCGUUGACGAGAUGCUGCGGGUAAUUGACUUUACGCGUCUGUUGAGCAUCCGACUCGCGUACGCCGAGGGCGCGUCGGCCACGCUGUACCGGGUGCUCGCGGCGGCCUUUGCCGAGGCAGCAGCGUCGCGGCGCGGCGCGGACGGCAUCAAGGUCCGGGAGCUGCUGGUCGACACGUCGUUUGACUACGAACACCCGCACCUGAACAACCACGAGAGCGAGGAAGCGCACUUGGGCGCGUGCUACGGGCUGGUGGCGUCGUUUGGCCAGCUCGAGUCGCUCGAGGUGAGCAACUAUGGCAUGUAUCCCAGUUCGAUCAACCCAAGCAGGGCGCCCAGGUACGGGCUGUCCAGUCGGCUCAUCGACGCGAUCCUGAAGCACGAGCACCUGAAAUCGCUCAAGCUGACCAUACGAGACGGUACAACCAAAUGCCUCCAGUAUCCGUCCGCGGACAACCUGACUACCAUUAUUCGCGGGCUGACGGAGCUGGAGCACAUUGAGUUUUCAGUGUACGAAUGGGACCUGGACGAGCCCGCUCGCUGUCUUCCCUACGGGAAGUUUUCCUCCAUCACCUGCAACGCCUACGAGCUCCGCUGGAUCCGCAACCCGACCGACCCGAGGUGGAUGGAAAUGGCCGACGUGACCCGGGCCAUCUUGUCCGCCUACCUCGAGUACUCCGGGCCCGACCGCUGGGAGGACAAGAUCGACAGACUGCGCACCGUCGAAAACCUCAAGCGGCGGUGGCAGGUCUCGCGGUCCAAGUUCGCCGCGGUGCGCGGCGCGGGCAAGAUGCAAAGGGUCGUCAAGGCGGCGCAGAAGAUGACGUCGCGGGACGGGGCGAGGGCACUCUGGUAUCGAGAAGUCGCGGUGCCGUCGCCGGAUCAUUGCCAGGGGUACGAUACCGAUUUGAAGUGGAUGAAUCAGGUCACAUCCUAG
This is a messenger RNA of Akanthomyces muscarius, 1944 nucleotides long. RefSeq lists its product as uncharacterized. The transcript has 2 exons. Bases 1 to 1944 code for a protein of 647 amino acids. Lineage: Eukaryota; Fungi; Ascomycota; Sordariomycetes; Hypocreales; Cordycipitaceae. The record is from RefSeq and is a predicted model, not a curated record.